Pterocles gutturalis (yellow-throated sandgrouse) is the source of this 2508-nucleotide messenger RNA. RefSeq names its product ankyrin-1-like. Gene Ontology annotation, biological process: negative regulation of delayed rectifier potassium channel activity; neuronal action potential. The record is from RefSeq and is a predicted model, not a curated record. Gene Ontology annotation, cellular component: axon initial segment; membrane; synapse. NCBI's taxonomy places the organism in Eukaryota, Metazoa, Chordata, Aves, Pterocliformes, Pteroclidae. Gene Ontology annotation, molecular function: transmembrane transporter binding.
AUGGCUCAAGCAGCUAAGCAGCUGAAGAAAAUCAAAGAUAUUGAGGCUCAGGCUCUGCAGGAGCAGAAGGAGAAGGAGGAAUCCAACCGCAAGCGCAGGCGGAAGAAAAAGGCUGAUGCUGCAACCAGUUUCUUGAGAGCUGCAAGAUCCGGGAAUCUCGACAAAGCCUUGGAUCACCUCAGGAAUGGGGUAGAUAUUAACACCUGUAACCAGAACGGGCUGAACGCCUUGCACCUGGCCUCCAAGGAGGGCCACGUGAAGAUGGUGGUGGAGCUGCUGAACAAGGAGAUUGUGUUGGAGACAACGACCAAGAAGGGAAACACAGCUCUGCACAUUGCUGCCCUGGCUGGACAACAGGACGUGGUCCGGGAACUGGUCAACUAUGGGGCCAACGUCAACGCUCAGUCACAGAAAGGCUUCACACCCCUCUACAUGGCAGCACAGGAAAACCACCUAGAAGUUGUCAAGUUCUUGCUGGAAAAUGGAGCCAACCAGAAUGUAGCCACAGAGGAUGGCUUCACGCCGCUAGCCGUGGCUCUGCAGCAAGGACAUGAGAACGUGGUUGCUCACCUUAUCAACUACGGGACGAAGGGUAAGGUCCGCCUGCCUGCCCUGCACAUUGCAGCCCGCAACGAUGACACCCGCACAGCUGCCGUGCUGCUGCAGAAUGACCCCAAUGCUGAUGUCCUCUCCAAGACUGGAUUUACCCCCUUGCACAUUGCAGCCCACUACGAGAAUCUCAGCGUAACGCUGAACCGUGGAGCCAGUGUCAACUUCACACCCCAGAACGGGAUCACUCCCCUGCACAUAGCCUCCCGCCGGGGCAACAUCAUCAUGGUGCGGCUGCUGCUGGACCGCGGCGCCCAGAUCGAGACAAGGACCAAGGACGAGCUCACCCCUCUGCACUGUGCAGCUCGCAAUGGACACGUGCGGAUCGCAGAGAUCCUGCUGGACCACGGGGCUCCCAUUCAAGCCAAAACCAAGGUACCCACGGGACUCUGGGGGGUUGGCGACCACCUGGACUGCGUGCGCCUGCUCCUGCAGUACAGCGCCGAGAUCGACGACAUCACCCUGGACCACCUCACGCCGCUGCACGUGGCCGCCCACUGCGGGCACCACCGGGUGGCCAAGCUGCUGGUGGAGAAGGGGGCCAAGCCCAACGCCCGCGCCCUGAAUGGCUUCACGCCCCUCCAUAUCGCCUGCAAGAAGAACCACAUCCGGGUGAUGGAGCUGCUGCUGAAGACGGGGGCCUCCAUCGAUGCCGUCACAGAGUCCGGCCUGACUCCCCUGCAUGUGGCUGCCUUCAUGGGUCACCUAAAAAAGACCCUGCUGCAGCGUGGAGCCUCUCCUAAUGUGUCCAAUGUGAAAGUGGAGACGCCCCUACACAUGGCAGCCAGAGCUGGGCACACGGAUGUGGCAAAGUACCUGCUGCAGAACAAAGCCAAAGCCAACGCCAAGGCCAAGGACGACCAGACCCCUCUGCACUGCGCUGCACGCAUCGGCCACACCGGCAUGGUCAGCCUGCUGCUGGAGAGCAACGCCAACCCCAACCUGGCCACAACCGCAGGACACACACCCCUGCACAUCACCGCCAGAGAGGGGCACGUGGACACGGCCCUGGCCCUGCUGGAGAAGGGAGCCUCGCAAGCCUGCAUGACCAAGAAAGGAUUUACCCCUCUCCACGUUGCAGCCAAGUACGGGAAGGUGGAUGUGGCAGAGCUGCUGCUGGCGCGCGAUGCUCACCCCAACGCGGCAGGGAAGAACGGCCUCACCCCGCUGCACGUGGCUGUGCACCACAACAACCUAGAGAUCGUCAAGCUGCUGCUUCCCAAGGGGAGCUCCCCGCACUGCGGCCUGGGUAAGAACGGGUACACCCCCCUGCACAUCGCUGCCAGGCAGAACCAGAUGGAGGUGGCCAGCAGCUUGCUGCAGUACGGAGCUUCUGCAAAUGCGGAGUCUGUGCAGGGAGUCACCCCCCUGCACCUGGCUUCCCAGGAGGGGCACACGGACAUGGUGGCACUGCUUUUCUCCAAACAAGCCAACGGCGACCUGGGCAACAAGAGCGGCCUGACUCCUCUCCAUCUCGUGGCCCAGGAGGGGCAUGUGCUGGUUGCUGAUGUUCUGGUGAAACACGGAGUCACAGUGGAUGCAACGACCAGGAUGGGCUACACCCCGCUGCACGUGGCCAGCCACUAUGGGAACAUCAAGCUGGUGAAGUUUCUGCUGCAGCAUCAGGCUGAUGUCAAUGCCAAGACUAAGCUGUGCUACACCCCCCUGCACCAGGCAGCACAGCAGGGCCACACGGACAUAGUGACGCUGCUGCUGAAGCACGGUGCCUCUCCCAACGAGAUCAGCACGAACGGCACCACUCCCCUGGCCAUCGCAAAGCGGCUUGGCUACAUUUCUGUCACUGAUGUGCUCAAGAUUGUCACAGAGGAAACAGACAUCCCGUCAGUUGGCGACAAGCACCGCAUGAGCUUCCCAGAGACUGUAGAUGAGAUUCUGGAC